AUGCUUGGAGCAAUUCUUCCUGUGUUCAGCAAAGAAGAAAGUCACAAUAUCUCAUUUCAAAAAGAACCACGUGGAGGGAACUGUAGCAGAUUUGACAUGAGAGCCUAUCGUUGGGCACAGGUGGUAAUGUUUACAAUCAAAGAAAUCAAUAAGGACCAGAACUUGCUCCCAAACAUCACCUUGGGAUAUGCAAUUUUUGACUCAUGUGGCUCCCCAACAAACAUCUUACGAGCUGCUCUCACUCUGGUGAGUGGACAAGAGGAGACAAAAUCAGCAGCUGAAUGCCGUCCUCCCAUAUCUGCAGUUAUUGCAGCAUCAGGAUCAUCUCGAUCUGUCAUAGCUGCAGGAACACUUGGACCAUUCGGUGUACCAAUGGUCAGUUACUUCUCAACAUGUGCUUGUCUAAGCAACAAAAUUAAGUAUCCUACAUUUUUCCGCACAAUUCCAAGUGACUACCAUCAAGCCAAAGCUUUAGCCUUUCUUGUGAAACGCUUUGGAUGGUCAUGGAUCGGGGCUAUUCAAGCAGACAAUGAUUAUGGACGAAAUGGGGUCCUGUCAUUCACAGAGGAAGUAAAAAAGUUUGGAGUUUGCAUCGCAUUCAUCAAAACAGUUUCAAGAAACUAUCCAAGAAGUAAAACACUGGAAGUAGUUGAGGCAAUUAAACAGUCAACAGUGAGAGUGAUUCUUGCAUUUGUUCCAGAAGGUGACCUGUAUCCUCUGAUGCAAGAAGUGGUAAUGCAAAACAUUUCAGGUAUCCAGUGGAUAGCAAGUGAAGCAUGGAUAACUGCAGCAAAAGCAUCUACCAUUGCGAAUUUUCACUCUUAUGGGGGUGCAAUUGGAUUCGCAACCCGCAAAAUGGCAAUGCCUAAACUAAAAGACUUCCUUGUGAACAUAAAUCCCUUAGCUGUUCAAGGGGAUUCUUUCGUGAGGGAUUUCUGGGAAACCAUUGUCAGUGAUCACCUAAAGAGAGUCAAUUUUGUAAACAGCUAUGGGGAGGCUGUAUUCUUUGAUGAAAAUGGAGACCCUCCUGCUUCAUAUGAAAUCAUCAACUGGCAGCUGAGAGAUAGGGAAAUUCCUAAAGCGGUAUGCUCAGAAAUGUGCCUCUCAGGCUCCAGAAAAGCACAAAUUAAAGGAAAGCCCACCUGCUGCUUCGACUGCAUUCCAUGUGCAGAUGGAACAAUAGCCAACACAACAGGUGCAACUGACUGCAUCCCAUGUCCACUGGAGUACUGGUCAAACAAAGCAAAAGACCAGUGUAUACCUAAAGAUGUAGAGUUUCUGUCUUAUCAUGAUGGCAUGGGAAUAGCACUUACAGUUGUAUCUCUGUCUGGGGUAUGCUUGGCAUUUACAACUAUAGUGGUCUUCUUUAACUUUAAAAAUACACCCAUCGUAAAGGCUAACAACUCUGAGCUGAGUUUCCUGUUGCUGUUCUCUCUACUGCUGUGCUUCCUGUGCCCACUCACCUUCAUCGGGGAACCCACAGUCUGGUCUUGUAUGCUGCGUCACACAGUCUUCGGCAUCACGUUUGCACUCUGCAUCUCCUGUGUACUGGGAAAAACAAUUGUGGUGGUCACUGCCUUCAGAGCGACACUUCCCAACAAUAACAUGGCCAGGAAGUUCGGCCCAAUGCAGCAGCGGAUCAUAGUUUGCUCAUGCACCACUGUGCAAAUCUUCAUCUGUCUGUUCUGGCUCACUCUCAAUCCCCCUUUCCCAGACAGAACAUUUAAGCAGAGUGACAAAACAAUUGUCCUAGAAUGCAACACAGGAUCAGAAACUGCAUUCUACGCAGUCCUUGGAUACAUAGGUAUUCUCUCAGCAGUUUGCUUAUUGUUGGCGUUUUUAGCGAGGAAAUUGCCAGACAAUUUCAAUGAGGCAAAGUUUAUUAGUUUCAGCAUGCUCAUUUUCUGUGCUGUAUGGCUAACAUUCAUACCAGCAUAUGUCAGUUCACCGGGAAAAUACACUGUUGCAGUUGAGAUAUUUGCUAUUCUUUCCUCAGCAUUUGGCUUACUGUUUUGCAUAUUUGCUCCAAAAUGCUAUAUAAUUUUAAUAAAACCAAAAAGGAAUACAAGGAAUAAUGUCAUGGGGAAAUUAGGGGGACGCAGUGUGUCAGACUACGCCAUUGAUUUCCAGACACUGGUGACAUCUUGUGGCUGGGAGAGUAAGGCACUGUAUGACACAUUCCUCAAUGGCCUGGCGGAAUGGAUAAAAGAUGAGCUGCUGACCCGGGAGCUGCCUGAAGAAUUAGAGGGGCUUAUCGCCCUGGCCAUCCGGGUGGACUCCCGCCUGAGUGACCAUUGGCGCUUUCAAGCCUCCGGUCCUCACUGUUCGUCCGGCGAUGCCUCUACUGCAGCCAAGCCGGGCACGGCCCACUCUUCUGUCUCGAGAAAUGUUCCUGAGAAAAUACCGAACCUGGAGAAGGUUCCUUCCGAGUACCUGGACCUCAAGGAGGUCUUCUGUAAAUCCUGA
Conger conger (European conger) is the source of this 2466-nucleotide messenger RNA. Its product is annotated as extracellular calcium-sensing receptor-like. Gene Ontology annotation, cellular component: membrane. Gene Ontology annotation, molecular function: G protein-coupled receptor activity. Gene Ontology annotation, biological process: G protein-coupled receptor signaling pathway. The record is from RefSeq and is a predicted model, not a curated record. The transcript is spliced from 8 exons. NCBI's taxonomy places the organism in Eukaryota, Metazoa, Chordata, Actinopteri, Anguilliformes, Congridae. The coding region runs from base 1 to 2466 and encodes 821 amino acids.